This is a messenger RNA of Neolamprologus brichardi, 3276 nucleotides long. The record is from RefSeq and is a predicted model, not a curated record. Lineage: Eukaryota; Metazoa; Chordata; Actinopteri; Cichliformes; Cichlidae.
AUGCCUUUAAAUGAUGAGCGGCCUAACUCCACAUCCAGCGGUGAGGACCAAGGCAGUGAUGUGGAGUCAUCGUCAGAGCGCUGCGACAGCAUGACAUUGAACAGCGACCUGGAGUGCUCACGUGAUAGCUUCACCAGUGACUCCUCCAGCAAGCAUUGUAGCCCAUCCUCAAGCCCACCCAAAACCCUAACACUGGACGAAGUCAUGGAGUCUGCAAGAGACCUUUUCAAUCUCAGCCUCUCCCAUGAGAUUGUUAUGAACCGCAAUUUCCACCUGGAGCCAAAUAGCCUACCUCAGGACAGUUUAUUAAAGGCAGUGAGAGAUAAUCUUCACAAGGCCUUCUGGGAUAUCCUGGAGGCUGAGCUGAAUGACGACCCUCCUGAAUAUGGACAAGCCAUCAGAUUAGUGGAGGAGAUCAGAGAGAUCUUAUUGUCAUUCCUUAAUCCGGGUGCCAAUCGGAUGCGGACCCAGAUCAUGGAGGUGCUGGACAUGGACCUGAUUCGUCAGCAGGCUGACAACGAUGCUCUAGACAUCCAGGGACUUGCCUCUUACAUUAUCACAACCAUGGGCAAGAUGUGUGCACCCGUGAGGGAUGAGGAAAUCAAGAAGCUACGAGAGGGCACAGAUAACAUAGUGACGCUUUUUAAGGAAAUAUUCCGUGUGCUGAGCCUGAUGAGAGCGGACAUGGUCAACUGUACAAUUGAAAACCUGAGACCUGUGCUGCAGAGGCAAAGUGUCGAAUACGAGAGGGCAAAGUUUCAGAGCAUCCUGGACAAAACACCCAGUGCUUUAGACCGCACUACCUCCUGGAUCAAGUCUGCACUGGAGGAGCUGCAGUCAUCCAUCGCCCCUACAAAACAGACUAAUGGUCCUGGAAAAGGACAACCAGUGGUGCCUGGGCCAUUUCAAGUUCUCAACGCUGCCUUCAUUCGCAUCCUCACAUGGGACUACUCCAAGAGCCCACCGCCUGAGACGUGGAUGACAGAUGAGAUCCGUCUCCAAGAGAUUCAGUGGCAGCUUCAGCAAUGUCAGGCUGUGAAUGAGGUGCUGCUCAUUGUCUACAGCACAAUUGGGGGGCCUAUCCAGGGUCUACCAUCCUUGUCUGACCGCCUGAAGAGGAUGAUCAGUGUGCUGCUGGAUGGGAUGCACAGAUCGGACUUUAACCUAGAAGAGUCACUAGAGGGCAUCAGUGCUCAGAUCUGCUGUGAGCUUAAGAAGUCUUUAACAGAGAGGAGCUACCCUGCACUGACCCCAGCGCUGCAGGGCACCCUCACAGGCCAGAUUUGCAACAUUACCCAAAAGGAUAAUCCCAUCCGAACCCUAGUUGAGGACCGUGUGCAGCAGUACUUCAUGGCACUCAUUUCUGACCCAAAACCUCAGUCCAAAAUUGAACAAGUACCAGCUGGUUUGACUGCUAUCAAGCCUGAACUAGCAAUAAUUGGGGCAAAGUUCAUCUCCCUGGUCAACUACAACAAGACAGUCUAUGGACCUUUCUAUGCUGACAUCCUGAGGAAGCUGAUGUUCAGCAACAGCCAACCAGCAGCAAACCCUCCUCAGAACACAGCUCAGGACUCUGUCACCCACAAUUAAAAUGAAAAUAUCAUGCAGUUGAAGAAGACUGUUUUUCUACUAGACAUAGGUAAAGCAAAGGAAGUGGGGAGUAUCUGUGUCGACUACAAUGUAUUUGAGCAGUAACAAGCUGGUUGUUAAUACACAAAGAAAACAAGAAAAAGUCAAAGCUAUAGGAGGAGGAAGAGAAAGAUUUUCAGUAAUGGGAUGUCAAUGCAUGGAGUGAAAGAAAAAAAGAGAAGAGGAAAGUGGGUCAUUGUGUCAUGCAGGUUCUGCAGCUGUGGUUUUGUCAUUACAUUUGGCAGUAAAAGCACAGCAGUGUAUUUAUCACAUGCUCAGCUUUAAAUGUGACUCCUUACUUUGCGAAAAUGCUCAAACAUAUUUUUCAGCAAUAUUUGGACAGUAACACAGUCGUUAUAAUUUUACCUCAGUACCCAAUCAGUUUAAUUUUAUUUUCAUUAUUUGAUUUUUUAAAAAGUACUGACCUAAGCUGAGCUUUUAUUCAAUGGCAUAAAAAAAAAUAUAGUGUUACUAUAUUACAUAGCCAUAUACUUAACAAUUAAUCCAGCUGCUUAUGUCCUUGGUCACUAAAGCAAUAAACACUAGUGACCCAGUGCCAUUGGACUGCCUCCACCAUGUUUUACGGAUAUAAUAAACUUUGGAAAAUGAGUUGUUCCAAACGUUGUCCACAGGUUGACUUCAGGUUCAGCUGUCCAAAAAAUACUUAUUAUAUGUAUUACCAAGCUAAAUUCCUGAACCCUUUCUGCAGUUUAGACGUAAAAGUUCCGUAAAUCCUCACUUGAAGCCCAGUAAACAGCAAAAAUAACAAAUACCUUGUCAGCGCUUCCCUGUGAACAUUUAGGACUUCAAACCAGAAAACCAGUAUUAGCUACAAUAAUCCAUUUCUGUACCUAAUGUUGACACCCCCCAUUUUAUCAUUGUGUCUGUAGUCAAACUCCUUGAAUUUUGGAGGCAGUAUAUAAGAACAGAAGGGCAUUUUAAUAUGUAUAAUGCAUACAGCAAGCUUUAUAAAACAUAGAUGGAGAGAUUUAUAUAGAAAAGUAGCAGAGUAGAAUUUCAGAUUCUUUACAUAUAAUGUUAUCACCGUUAAGUACUAAGGUAACAAUAUAACUGUUAACUACAGAAAAACUGACAAUAAGAAGUGCCACACUUGAAGAUAAUGCAAAACAAGAGCCCUUUUCCUUGGAUUUAUUAGUUUAGUUGUUGUCUCUUACCUUUUUAUCAGCCAGAAAAUGAAACUGUUUGUAUCAUUUUUAAUCCACACUUAGCUUUGACCUCUGAAAGAAAAUAAUGUCAGUUGUCUGCAUGAGUUUCUUUGUGUUGGUAUUUGUGCAUUUUAGUUGUUGCUUGAGUAAUUUGUUGGGGUAUUUGUUGCUUGUUGUAUGUUCUGUAAUUUUAUUUGUUAGCUGCCAGUGGAAUAUUAGUUAUGUUGAUUGGUUAUAUUGUUAUUUGCUUGUUACAUUUUAACGUGCUGUUUUGUUUACAGUACAUUUGCGCUGGAUGUAAGAACACAAUUGUGAGAUGAAAGGUGCUGAACACAGAAAUGAAUUUUGUCUCGAAAAGUUUCCAGCGGACAUUUGUAUGCAGAAAGAAAAACAUAUGUAGUUUUACAUCAGUUUACAUAAGAACAUGGAGAGUUUUGUUUCCCUCUGUAACAAUGUUAAUAUAAUAAAACAACAAAAUUGA